Lepisosteus oculatus (spotted gar) is the source of this 752-nucleotide messenger RNA. Lineage: Eukaryota; Metazoa; Chordata; Actinopteri; Semionotiformes; Lepisosteidae. The record is from RefSeq and is a predicted model, not a curated record.
GUUAAUGAGCUGCAGUACCUCUCUCCGCCAGGUGAGGGAGUACGAGGAGGAGAUCCACUCCCUGAAGGAGCGCCUGGUGAUGUCCCACAGGAAGCUGGAGGAGUACGAGCGCCGACUCCUCUCCCAGGAGCAGCAGACCAGCAAGAUCCUGCUGCAGUACCAGAGCCGACUGGAGGAGAGCGAGAGGAGGCUCAGGCAGCAGCAGAUGGAGAAGGACACACAGAUCAAGGGUAUCAUCAACAGCCACUCACACAGCAUCAUGGAGCCCGGCCUGGAACCUGAUUGGCUCAUGCGAGGCAGGCAGCCCUCUGAUUGGCCAGGCCUCGACGCCGGAGCCCUCCCCCGAGAUCCGAUUGGCUGACAGAGGGAAAGAAAGGAGAAGGGAAAGAGGAAGCUCGUCGCCGAUUGGCUGGCCCCGUCACCGCCUCGUCCCGCGCCCUGCACGCCGAUUGGCUGAAGACAUCACAGGGGCUCCUGCUAUUGGAGGAUUUGCACAGAAGGGGCAGUCCCUCCCUCCCUCUCUCUCUCUCUCGUUCUUUCUGAUUGGCUGCCCUAAGAACCUCCUUUUUUCCUUUUGCGUUGAUUUCUGGAUCACACUGGAAGAGCCAUGACUGGACUUGAUACGAUAAGUGACUCCCUGCUUUGUUAGUGAGCCAGCUCGUUGAGCCCAGUCUCUGCUUCGCUCCCUGGUUUGGACUGAGAACAGGAACGACGACACCAGGGAAGAGUAAAACAGAGAAUUCUUGGGGGCC